AUGGAGGCAGCCGGUGUUCUCCCCGGCAUGGACUCCGCUCCAGAAGUCUGUCGCAUUUCAUUUGUAUUCCCAAAUGGAGACACUUAUGAUGGUGAAUGUACACGAUCAGCAGCAGGAGUACUUGAGAGAAAUGGAAGGGGUGUAAAUAAGACUCCUAAUGGUGUUACAUAUACUGGAUCCUGGACAAAUGACAAGAUGAAUGGAUUUGGGAAACUUGAACAUCCUUCAGGAGCAGUUUAUAAAGGUGAAUUCAUUGACAAUAUGUUUCAUGGGAUUGGCACUUACACAUUUCCCAAUGGAGCACAGUACCUAGGAGGCUUUAUUAAGAACAAGAUGAUGGGAGAAGGUGAAUAUGUGGAUGCAAGUAGGCUCCGCUGGAAAGGAUCUUUUUACAACAAAGCAGCACCAGGACUGAAGCUAAAGCUGAAAAUGUAAAUGAACACAAGAUUUAUAGAGAAUAGAAGACCUUUAUUUCAUGAUGCUGUACAACAUUUUACAGGGCAUUCCAU
Molecule: messenger RNA, 509 nt
Organism: Nanorana parkeri
Lineage: Eukaryota; Metazoa; Chordata; Amphibia; Anura; Dicroglossidae
Gene: MORN2
Product: MORN repeat containing 2
Exons: 5
Coding region: 1-435 (144 amino acids)
Source: RefSeq, a predicted model, not a curated record